CCUGCUCCAUUACCCCUAUUCCAACACAGCCGUAGAGCAAUCACAUGCGCCGCAGUUGGUUACGAUAACAAGGACGCUGCGUGUAAACCUCGCACAAAAGCUUGUUGCUGUUCUUAAGAUGGGCUCCCAAGGGACACCCAUAUUCCGACUGCCUCUUGGUACGCACGGUAAUGCAGCGGCAGGAGACGAUGCCCACAAAACGCACGUACGGCAGCCGAUACGUCAGCUAGCACAAUUGCUUCUGGACCCGCCCAGAGCCAUCGGGGCUAUAGUCAUCACGGUGGACCCUUCACCGGCGAUUCUGCGGCGUUACAGCGGCGACCUCCGCAACGCGUCCACCCCAAAGAGCGCCGCCUUUCGAGGUGUCGCGGAAGCCGGUGGGGCGAGGGAGAGGGCAGAAAAGUCUCUGGAGGAAACUGGCUCCAACUAA
Volvox carteri f. nagariensis is the source of this 430-nucleotide messenger RNA. RefSeq lists its product as uncharacterized. The record is from RefSeq and is a predicted model, not a curated record. Lineage: Eukaryota; Viridiplantae; Chlorophyta; Chlorophyceae; Chlamydomonadales; Volvocaceae. The transcript is spliced from 3 exons. The annotation marks the transcript as partial.